GCAGCCACUGCUCCCUUAUUUAAGAACCUUCAUUAUACCCUUUGGGGAACCACCUAAACACCCACAUUCCUCCUAAACAUAGGCUUCUUCCUUCUCUGCAGCAUUUCUUUCAUUUAAUAUAUUCAUCAACAUGUCUAUGGUGGAAGUGAGAGUUCCUAACUUGGAUUGUGAGGGCUGUGCUUCUAAGCUUAGAAAAGCUCUGUUCAAACUCAAAGGGGUGGAAGAGGUGGAGGUGGACAUGGAUUUGCAGAAGAUAACGGCGAGGGGGUACGGACUGGAGGAGAAGAAGGUGGUCAGGGCAAUCAAACGCGCCGGCAAGGCGGCGGAGCCGUGGCCGUAUCCGGGCAACUCCAAUUACUUCUCGUCGUUUUAUAAGUACCCAUCCCACAUCAUCAGCCAUUACUACGAAACUUCCAGAAACGUGGCGGCGCCAGGUGUGCACACGUUCUUUCACACUCCGGCGGUGUACUCGGUGGCGGUGGCCUCCGACGAGGCGGUUGCCUCCCUCUUCAGCGAUGACAAUCCCCACGCCUGCUCUCUUAUGUGAUUUUAUAUUAUAUUAUAUUAUAUAUAUAUAUUUUUGAAUUAUUAAUUGUCUUAACUAGGAAAGACUUCUUGUUAUGACACUUUAAAUUGUUUAUUAUUUUAAUGUUUUUAUUUGAGAUUUAUUUUAAGGCUUUGUUGAAAAUUGAGGACUUUGGAAUGUGAAAGGGACUUGUUUUGAUCUUUGAU
Erythranthe guttata (spotted monkey flower) is the source of this 732-nucleotide messenger RNA. Its product is annotated as Heavy metal transport/detoxification superfamily protein. Gene Ontology annotation, molecular function: metal ion binding. Lineage: Eukaryota; Viridiplantae; Streptophyta; Magnoliopsida; Lamiales; Phrymaceae. The record is from RefSeq and is a predicted model, not a curated record.